AUGGUUUCCUUAGAAGGUGCCUCUAGAUCCGACGAGCCUAUGUCUAGUCCCCGAAUUUCCUUCUCUUCAGAAUUUCUUGAUGAGAAAAACUUCAUAUGCAUUACUCCAAAUGAACAAGCAGAAAAAGAGCGAAAAUAUCAGCAAGAGAGAGCGCGAAGUGCAGCAGAAUUCGAGUUCCUUUCCAACAAGUUAACCAGCGAAAAGAUGAUCACAGCGGACGAGCUGUUCUUCGAGGGUAAGUUACGUCCAUAUUGGCAAAUGCAUUAUGCUGAAAAGCUCAACAAGAUUAGUUUAAAAACUGAACAUGCUGAGGAAGAAAUAUUGAAUAAUACUGAGGUGAAGAGCAAGGAAGAAACUAGGCCAAUAAAUUGGUUUAUUGAUGAGGAUCCAUCUCCUAGGCCACCAAAAUGCACUGUUUUAUGGAAGGAGUUGUUAAGAUUGAAGCACAAAAGAGCUUCUUCAUUAUCACCUUGUUCUUCUACUUCUUCCUCCUCUUCUUCAAGUUCUCUUGCUGAUAUAUCUGUACCAGAUCAUGAGAAAAGCAAAGUUCAAGGAAUCAAAGAGAAGCAUGUGAAGAGGAUUAAGAAAGAUUUGGAGAGAAGUAAAUCAGAAAGUUUAAGAGUUAGACCUGUGAUUCAUAUGCCAAUUUGCACACAGGGAAAAAACACUGCACGGCCACCUUUGUUUUCCCUUAAGAAAGGAAGAGCAAUAGAGAGGUGA
Messenger RNA from Lycium barbarum (goji berry), 720 nucleotides. RefSeq lists its product as uncharacterized. Bases 1 to 720 code for a protein of 239 amino acids. Lineage: Eukaryota; Viridiplantae; Streptophyta; Magnoliopsida; Solanales; Solanaceae. The record is from RefSeq and is a predicted model, not a curated record. The transcript has a single exon.